Molecule: messenger RNA, 1182 nt
Organism: Triticum turgidum subsp. durum (durum wheat)
Lineage: Eukaryota; Viridiplantae; Streptophyta; Magnoliopsida; Poales; Poaceae
Source: the annotation of a GenBank genome assembly
AUGGGCUCCCGCGGCGACGACGAGGAGCAGCCGGCUGCCGUGCCCCUCCUAGCGGCGGCCUACCCAACUCCGAGCGGCCUGAGACGGAGCCACGCCGGCGACGUUCACCUCCUGUCGGCCGCCUUCCUCUUCGUCUUCUCCGCCUACCUCCCCACGCAGAACCUGCAGAGCACACUCAACACCGAGGGCAACCUGGGCGCCGUGUCCAUGGGGAUCCUGUACGCCUCCUUCACCGUGUUCACGGCGACGGCGGCGGCCGUGGUGCGGCGGCUGGGGUCGAGGGGCGCGCUCGUCGUCUGCACCAGCGGCUACGCGCUCUUCAUCCUCGCCAACCUCCUCCCAACGUGGUACACGAUGGUGCCGGCUUCAGUCUACCUGGGUUUUACUUCAUCCCUCAUGUGGGUUGGCCAGGGCACAUAUCUCACGUCUGUGGCCUUCAGCCAUGCGACAGAGAACAAGCUUCACUUGGGCCAAGUUUUGGGUCGAUUCAACGGAGAAUUCUGGGGAAUGUUUGCAAGCACGCAGGUCAUUGGAAAUUUGAUCUCGCUCGUCGUGCUGGGGAAUGACAAGGAUGGAGGAGGUGCCAACAAGAACCUCUUGUUCACUGUAUUCCUCGGCUGCAUGGUCGUCGGCAUCGUGCCCAUGUGCCUGCUCUCCAGAAGAGAUAAGAGCAGAGGAGAAUCAGACGGCCAUGAACCCCAAGGGCGUUCCUUUCUCGCUGACACGUCGACGUCUGCCGUCACGCCGCUCGCUGACCCGAGGAUGCUCCUCCUCGCUCCUCUCCUCGCCUACUACGGCCUGCAAAAGGCAUUUGUAUGGGCUGUGUUCACCAAGAGUGUCGUGACCCCCGUUCUCGGGGUCGCCGGAGUCGGCGGGGCGAUGGCAGUCUACGGCGCGGCCGGUGUCGUCAGCUCGCUGGUCGCCGGCCGUCUGACCUCCGGCCUCCGUUCGUCCACCUUCAUUGUGUCAACCGGAGCUGUUCUCCAGGCCGGGGUGCUGCUCUGGCUGCUCUUUUUCUACAGUCCCAUGCUCGGGUCAGCAGCUCCGCUGGUCGUCGGCGACGUAUGGGGCGUCGGAGAUGGGAUUCUGAACACGCAGUUGAGUGCGUUGAUCGGGCUUCUCUUCGAGAACGACAAGAAGGAAAAACCCUCACUGAGAUCUUUCGGUGGCCACCGCAGUUAG